AUUAUUACAAAAUAGAUUUACACAACUCCUUAAGUCUUAAGUCCUAACCUUCAACAUCAUCUAGAAGGUCCGAGAAUUAGAGCCGGAUCUGAAAUACCUGACCCGCAAACUCAAAUGACCAAAGCCUUAUUCACUGAAAGUGACGGCGUCGCUCUACCACUUUCCGAGAGAGAAACUUAACCGUCGUCGACUCUACAGUACAGAGAAGAAGAAGAAGAAGAAACUCUAAAAAACCAAAACUCAGAAAAUGAACCAAACGAGACGUAAGAGACGACCUGAUCCAUCACUCUCAAGACUCGAAUCCCUCUCGCCGGAAAUGCUCUUCCCGGCCAAAUCUCCGGCGCUAACUUAUACACGAAUCAGAAACAUCUUCUUGUUACUCAUCUUCUGUUUCAUCAUCUACAUCAUCUUCUCCUACGGAACCUUCCGCCGCGAGAAGAUUUCAUCUAUCGCUAGAUCCUUGACCGUGUUCCCAACUCGACGCCGUCACUUACUCUUCUCGAUCGCCGCUUCUCACGACUCUUGGCUCCGUCGUAGCUCCUACGUUCGUCUCUGGUAUACUCCUGAGUCUACACGCGCUGUCGUGUUUCUCGAUCGCGGUGGAUUCGAGCCCGAUCUAACUCUCCCUCCUGUGGUUGUCUCUAAAGACGUUUCUAGGUUUCCUUAUAACUUCCCUGGUGGUCUCCGAUCAGCGAUUCGUGUGGCUCGUGUCGUUAAGGAGAUUGUGGAUCGAGGAGAUAAAGAUGUGCGGUGGUUUGUGUUCGGCGACGAUGAUACUGUGUUCUUUGUAGAUAAUUUGGUGAAGGUUUUGUCAAAGUAUGAUCACCGGAAAUGGUAUUACGUCGGGAGUAAUUCGGAGUUUUAUGAUCAGAACGUUAGGUAUUCGUUUGAUAUGGCGUUUGGUGGAGGAGGAUUCGCAAUUAGUGCUUCGCUUGCCAAGGUUUUGGCUAAGGUUUUGGAUUCUUGUUUGAUGAGGUAUUCGCAUAUGUAUGGAAGUGACUCUAGGAUCUUCUCUUGCUUGGCUGAGCUUGGUGUUACGUUAACUCAUGAACCUGGAUUUCAUCAGGUCGAUGUAAGAGGGAACAUAUUUGGUCUGCUAUGUGCACACCCUUUAUCUCCAUUGGUAUCCCUUCAUCACUUGGAUGCAGUUGAUCCGUUCUUUCCAAAAAUGAACCGGACAGAAUCUGUGGCUCGUCUUAUCGGGGCUUCAGGUUUAGAUACUGGGAGGAUUUUGCAGCAGAGUGUGUGUUAUGAUUCUUUGAACACAGUGACUGUUUCGGUUGUGUGGGGUUACGCGAUUCAAGUUUAUGAAGGUAAUAAACUUCUCCCGGAACUUCUCACCCUGCAAAAGACGUUUUCUACAUGGAGGAGAGGGUCAGGGGUUCAAAGCAAUUAUAUGUUCAGUACAAGAGAUUAUCCCAGGGAUCCAUGCGGGAGACCCCUCGUCUUUUUCUUGGACAGUGUAGGAUCAGAUGGGAAUGAGGGAACAUGGAGUAAUUAUUAUCUCCAUAGAGUCGGAAAUUGCCACAGAGCAGAAGCUGUUAAGCGUCUAGAACGCAUCAGAGUUCUAUCUCGUAAGCUAGAACUUGGUGCUGAACAGAUGGGUUCUCCUCGCCGCCAAUGUUGUGACAUCUCCUCGUCUUAUAACAAAUCGAUGGUCAUUAAUAUAAGGCAAUGCAUGCCAGAUGAGCUAAUUGCCAUGAACACUUAACAAUGUUGUGUUGGCAAUUCUCUUCAAGAAUCAGCUAAAAAGCCAGAGCAAGGUCUACGGUUAUUCUGCUCGAAACUAGUGGUGGACUCCGAGGUAAGCUUGUUGAUGCGACACAGUGUGUAAGAGAACUCUGCUUUAAUGCUCAAUAGGUGGGUUAGCUUUAUCUUCCUGACCAACUUCGGAAAAAGUGACUCAUACAAGACUGAGUUUGACCACCCUGAGACUCGCACGAUUCUGCAUUUAACACCAUAGCUCGUUUCUUUGUCUCUCUUUUUGUAACAAGUGGAAGGAGAAGAAGAAAAUAUAGAUCCUUCUUAUGUAUAUGGUUAGUCUCAUUCUCUAUCCAAAGUUUUGACUUUUGAGUUUGAAGUUAUGUGAGUUUUCUCGAUUGCACCUUUUUGUUUUGUUUUGCACAAUUGUAGUAUCAGUUUGUUCACUAAUUUUGGAAGCUUUUUAUUUUC
Molecule: messenger RNA, 2172 nt
Organism: Camelina sativa (false flax)
Lineage: Eukaryota; Viridiplantae; Streptophyta; Magnoliopsida; Brassicales; Brassicaceae
Source: RefSeq, a predicted model, not a curated record